CAAUGAGAUUUUACAGGAGGCCAGUCUGGAGUGUCUCAGUGUGUUGUCCACUGUAGGUAGGUAUACUGACGGUUUAAGGACAAUGAGAUUUUACAGGAGGCCAGUCUGGAGUGUCUCAGUGUGUUGUCCACUGUAGGUAGGUAUACUGACGGUUUAAGGACAAUGAGAUUUUACAGGAGGCCAGUCUGGAGUGUCUCAGUGUGUUGUCCACUGUAGGUAGGUAUACUGACGGUUUAAGGACAAUGAGAUUUUACAGGAGGCCAGUCUGGAGUGUCUCAGUGUGUUGUCCACUGUAGGUAGGUAUACUGACGGUUUAAGGACAAUGAGAUUUUACAGGAGGCCAGUCUGGAGUGUCUCAGUGUGUUGUCCACUGUAGGUAGGUAUACUGACGGUUUAAGGACAAUGAGAUUUUACAGGAGGCCAGUCUGGAGUGUCUCAGUGUGUUGUCCACUGUAGGUAGGUAUACUGACGGUUUAAGGACAAUGAGAUUUUACAGGAGGCCAGUCUGGAGUGUCUCAGUGUGUUGUCCACUGUAGGUAGGUAUACUGACGGUUUAAGGACAAUGAGAUUUUACAGGAGGCCAGUCUGGAGUGUCUCAGUGUGUUGUCCACUGUAGGUAGGUAUACUGACGGUUUAAGGACAAUGAGAUUUUACAGGAGGCCAGUCUGGAGUGUCUCAGUGUGUUGUCCACUGUAGGUAGGUAUACUGACGGUUUAAGGACAAUGAGAUUUUACAGGAGGCCAGUCUGGAGUGUCUCAGUGUGUUGUCCACUGUAGGUAGGUAUACUGACGGUUUAAGGACAAUGAGAUUUUACAGGAGGCCAGUCUGGAGUGUCUCAGUGUGUUGUCCACUGUAGGUAGGUAUACUGACGGUUUAAGGACAAUGAGAUUUUACAGGAGGCCAGUCUGGAGUGUCUCAGUGUGUUGUCCACUGUAGGUAGGUAUACUGACGGUUUAAGGACAAUGAGAUUUUACAGGAGGCCAGUCUGGAGUGUCUCAGUGUGUUGUCCACUGUAGGUAGGUAUACUGACGGUUUAAGGACAAUGAGAUUUUACAGGAGGCCAGUCUGGAGUGUCUCAGUGUGUUGUCCACUGUAGGUAGGUAUACUGACGGUUUAAGGACAAUGAGAUUUUACAGGAGGCCAGUCUGGAGUGUCUCAGUGUGUUGUCCACUGUAGGUAGGUAUACUGACGGUUUAAGGACAAUGAGAUUUUACAGGAGGCCAGUCUGGAGUGUCUCAGUGUGUUGUCCACUGUAGGUAGGUAUACUGACGGUUUAAGGACAAUGAGAUUUUACAGGAGGCCAGUCUGGAGUGUCUCAGUGUGUUGUCCACUGUAGGUAGGUAUACUGACGGUUUAAGGACAAUGAGAUUUUACAGGAGGCCAGUCUGGAGUGUCUCAGUGUGUUGUCCACUGUAGGUAGGUAUACUGACGGUCUAAGGACAAUGAGAUUUUACAGGAGGCCAGUCUGGAGUGUCUCAGUGUGUUGUCCACUGUAGGGAGUAAUUUGGAGCUGCUAAACAUAGUUGACACGGCAACACACGUGAUGGAGGUUCUUGAGAACUACAGGGAAUCUGUGUACAUCCAAAGGAAGGGGUUGAUCUUGUUACAGGUUCUGGCAUCUGACAAGUUGUACAAAGAUAGAAGUCUUCACAAUAAACUCGCCGAAGUUAUCAGCAUAGCAAUGAGGACACAUAGCAACAACCUUGGAGUUGUGAAAGAGGCUUGUGUAGCCAUGCAGAUCCUGUCUGAGGGCGGGGGACGUUGGAUGAGUGACAGUUUUAUCAAGGAAGGGUGCCAUGAAAUUCUCUUCAGUCUUCUUCAGCGCCAUAACUCAGACCCUCAGGUCCAUGAUCUUGCCAGUGAGUGUCUGUACGUCCUCGGGCUGGAGCAGGUUCUACGCUCUAAGAUGUUGUUAUCUGCAUGUAAUACUGGAAAUCUACCUGCAGCUGAGUGUUUGAUAGAGCUCGGAGCAGACGUCAACUUCGUCCAAGAUGGCUGUACGCCUUUGUAUAUUGCUGUGGAUAAACAAGAUGAGCAACUUGUCCAACUCCUACUGAAACAGCACAUCACAGACAUACAGAGUCCCCUAAAACUGAGUCUGGACCAGACGACUCAUCAGAUCACCGGGGCGCUGCUGGGACAAAUCAAUAAGGACAGAGAGGGUUUGAUAAUGCCUUGGGCUGGCCAGGGCCUCAAAGAGCUCCACCCUGACUGGUUCGUAAUGGCUCUGUCUAACCCAACUGGUGUUGGCUCUACUGAGAGUGGGAAGCUCAUCCUGAAUAAGAUAAAGAAAGGCCAGGAGAAACAUGUGUCACGCUCAGCUGUGUUCACAGCCUCCAACAACAACGUAGCACUCGACAACAAAUACUUCCGCUACAAGGGAGAACGUCGUCGUCACCAUAGCGACGGUUUUGUUAAAAAAAACAAUUUCCAACAAAGUGUUCCGGUGGUGCGCCAGGUUUCGUAUGAAGGAAGGAGCUCUACACUGAAGCAUCAGAAGGGGGAAGGCAUUCCGAUACCUUUCUCUUUCUCCUCCUCUAAUGCGCUAUCUCCUGUGACCAGUUACAAUAGUCUGAUACCGUCUCCGUCCAACAGUCACGGGUCGCCCAGCCCAGAGUCUGUCUCCUCACAGAGACAGCGACCAAAGACUUUGUCCACAGCCCCUCACACCCCAACUCACCCAACACAAAAACAACGACCAAAGACGUUGGCAGGAUUUCCCCACAUCACACUGGAUGACUGUAGUCCUAAUGAAGAUCGGCCUGUGUUUGAACUUGGUCCCACGUCUCCAGAAGAUAUCAAUGUACCUGUAUUUGAGGCGAGUUACAGCGACGUUGACGAAUGGAAGACGACAACACUGACAGGAGCGAAUGUACCUUACAGUCCGUCCGACCCGCGACUGCGACAGACCGAGAAGGAGGCUACUUCAGUGAGACUCGGCUACAAAGGUGAAUGGAAGCGUAAGAAACAAAACCUUUCUCCAUCUCUGCCCAAGUUUGAGAGCUGUGCAACGAGUUACAACAACAGGAAGGAUCAGCACGGAAGGAGACUCUCCGUACCUGCUCUAGGGAUCGAAGGAGACCUCAAGUUACGAGGACACAGGAGGCGUAACAGUGAGGGACAUGUGACGAGGUCACCGAUCAGUAGUGUGGACUCCAUGUCAUCAGACCAGGAGAGGAGGGUGACGAGCCCUGACCAGGCCCUGUUACAGCCUUCCCUAUUUGACCUAUCCUGUAAUGCUCUUACCUCCCUUGAUUCACUGGUGAGCAUAUUUCCAGACCUUGCUCAAAGCUUCAGUUGUCUCACCAAGCUCUUCAUACAUGACAACAAGAUCACAAGCCUUCCCGACAAAAUGUUCCAGUACCUGCCCAAGCUAGAAGGAUUAGACGUUCGGAGUAACUGUCUGACUGUGUUUCCCUCUAAUGCCCUGAUGUGUCCCUUGCUGAGUGUCCUUGAUCUUUCACAUAACAAGAUACAGACUGUUAGUGGACUGGAGGAGAAUACAACUCUUAAGGAGCUGGUCAUAUCCCAUAAUAAUCUCCGCUGGAUUUCUCCCACUCUCACAGCAAAUCUUCAGGGGCUGGAAGUACUGCUGUUGUCAAGUAACAACAUACAGGAGUUACCAGAGGCGCCCCUCGGGAUGGCAAUGUUACAAACACUCAACCUGUCGGACAACCGCAUCUCCUUUAUCCCGGAGCAAUGCCUUACUGGAUGUCCGAGGCUCGAGACACUGGAUCUCUCCAACAACAGACUAGUGAGACUGCCCAGUGAAACCAUAGUAACAGAACUGACCAGACUGGCCAAACUGAAAUUAGCCAGAAACCAGUUGAUGGAGAAGGAGCCAUUCUACAUACCUAAGUUAAUACUGGAGCUACCCAGUCUACGUUCUGUGGACCUUAGUGGCAAUGGUUUGGUUGGCCUACCCGCCCCACUACACUGGAAGUCAACGAUGCUGAAGGAGAUCUUACUCUGUAGAAACAGUAUUAGUAAGCUGAACUUGGAGGGAGCUAAAGCCUGGUCUAAACUGGAGGCCCUCAAUGUAUCCAACAACAACAUCAGUGAGCUUCAUAAGGAGAUUGGUCAGUUGACCUCUCUGACCUCUCUGGACAUUAGCUACAACAAGUCCUUGACCUCACUUCCAGAUGAACUAGGCAGGUGCUCAAAGAUGUGGGAGAUGCCGUUGAAGGGGAUUGGUUUUUCCCUAGACAGGAUCCACAGGGGCAAAGUAAAGGACCUUAUCGCAUUCCUACACAACAAACUGAAAAAGGCCACACGGUACUACCGUAUGAAGUUGAUGGUGGUGGGGUACGGUGGAAGAGGUAAAUCUACAUUACUGAGAGCCUUGAUGAAACAGAGCCCACAGCCCGACAUACCCACUGUUGGGGUCAUAGUUAAGGACUGGAAAUUUGAAAGGCAGAAACAUUUUGACGAUUUCCAUGGCAGUGUGACGUACACAAUCAACACGUGGGACUUCGCUGGACAGGAGGACUUCUACAGUACCCAUCAGUGCUACCUCACCGACAGGGCCGUUUAUCUGGUGGUGAUGGACCUGCGUCGGGGGAUGGAGGAACUUAACCUGUUGAGAUCGUGGCUCGCUAACAUACACGCGCGUGCCCCAGGAUGUCCGGUGAUCGUGGUUGGUACUCAUGCUGACUGUGUGGCAGACAACAAGCGGCUGCAGCUACAGAAUCACAUCAGGAUGAAGCUCCGCGACCUCGUCAUCAAACUAGGGUUUGCUGACAUCCAGGACUUUGUUACGGUGAACUGUACUAAAGAAACACCUGAGAUGGAGAGACUUCGAGAGUUCAUCAAGGAGAAGAUUGACAGUUACAAAGUAAAGGGUCAGCCUGUGAUGGGACAGAAGGUCCCAGCUGACUAUGUGAAACUUGCUGAAGUAUUGGAGGAGGAAGUUCGUGCUGAACAUACUAAGUACCCCAUCAUCACACACACCCAGCUUCUCAAGGUCGUGGAGAAGCAUAAGCUUGACCUUGAGGAGGAGGAUUUGAAGCAGGCAGUACGGUUCCUACACCGAAGUGGUGUGCUGCUUCACUACGAGGAUGCUGCGCUACAGCUGAAGGAUCUGUACUUUCUAGACCCAAGCUGGCUGUGUGGUAUGAUGGCUCAGGUCGUCAAUGUACGUCAGAUCAACAACGGGAUUCUACGUAGGGAGGACAUGAAGUUGUUGUUAACAGGGAAGAAGCUGAAGAGAGAGGGAGAGAGGACGUUCUUCUUCCCAAUCGACUUCCUACCCCAGUACAUCAGGGUACUGGAGAAGUUUGAAAUUGCUCUGCAGUACUCAGAGGAAGAAGUCCUCAUUCCGUACCAUCUGCCUGACAAACGGCCAGACCUGCAAAUGCCACACCUCAAAAUAAAUGAGAAGAUCUGUCGCCACUACUCGAUGCCACUUGUGCCUCUGGGUCUGUGGUCACGCCUCAUCACUCGCCUAGUCGCAUUCUCUAACAGCGCCCUCACUCUGACCCUGGUGGAAGAGAAGAGACCCCCUACAAUGAAGUACUGGAAGAAGGGCAUAUUUGGCUUCUGGUCUCGUAGUUCAUUCUUCCUGCUGGACUAUCACUUCCUAGAGGAUGAAGAGAUACACCUGAUGGUGCCCAGUACCUCCAAGGGCUCCACGUUGUUUGGGCUCUUGGUUGACCACAUCACUGCCCUGGUGGAGGAAUGGUACCCCGGUCUGACAAGUUUAGACCCAGUCCAGGGGAGAGAACUCCUGGUACAACACGUGCCCUGUAUAGGGUGUACAGAUGUGGAUGUCCAGAAACACUUCCUGUUGGACGACCUGCUGGACCAGACCAAGUCAGGCAUGGAAAUCUACUGUGAUGUGCACAAGGGUUAUGUCCCUUUGUCUAAGCUGGCUCCAGAUAUUAUUCUGAAUGAUGUGAAACCAGAGCUACAAGUUGACCAUUCUGUUUUUGAAUUUGAGGAAAAUCCCGAUAACUUGCUGGGAGACGGAGGUUAUGGGGCUGUGUACAAAGGCGUCUACAAAGGACAGCCAGCAGCCAUUAAGGCGUUCAAUGUUAUCGGAGCAGUACACCCCCACAAGAUACAGAGACAAGAGGCGACAGUGCUGAGGUGUUUGAACCACCCCAGUAUCGUGUCCCUGUUAGGUGUCAGUUUCCAGCCCCGUGUUAUAGUCCUAGAACUGGCACCUAAAGGAUCCCUGGGAAAUGUCCUCAAGUCCGGGCGUCCACUGGACCGUAUCAUGCAACACCGCAUAGCCUUACAGGUUGCUGAGGGCCUGGUCUAUCUACACCAGUUGAUGAUUGUCUACCGUGAUAUGAAGCCAGACAACGUUCUGAUCUACAGUCUAGAUCUUAACUCACCUAUAAAUGCCAAGGUUUCUGACUAUGGAAUUGCUCGGUUUGCCACGCUGGACGGAUUGUUGGCCCAGGAGGGAACACCUGCCUACCGAGCUCCGGAGGUCAUCCGCGGAGAAUCAUACUCCUUCACGGCUGAUGUGUUUUCCUAUGGGAUCACGUUAUACGCUCUCCUCACGAGCGGACGGCAUCCGUUUGAUGAAUUUGAGUUCAAAAGUGACAUGGACCGAGCCAUUGCUGAGGGCGUGACGAUGCCAGCCAUUACACAGCGUGGGGCCAGUCCGUGGCCCGACAUGGAGAACAUACUGAAUGGCUGUUUGUACAACUUACCUGACAAACGACUACAGUCCAAAGACAUAGUGAGACGUCUAAAGAUACCAGAUAUCCUGAGUCUCCGAAGUUUUACUCUCAUAUCAAAGUCAGCGUCACUGGAGUGCUUCACAGUUCAGGAAAAUGAAGAAGGAUCACCAGUUCUGUGGUUUACCAGUGGGUCUAUGGAACAUGUGGAGCUGUCUCAUAUCAACCUUCUCGACCCGUCCUUCAAACACCAGGGUACCUACUUUCCGUACGGGCGGAUUCUGUGCCUGCAGCCAAUCACACGCAGCUACCUGUUGGUGGGAAGUCAACUAUCGCGGAUCUGGCUUUACGACACUUACACCAACAAGUUCCGCCAUUCAUCAAGUCUCCUGCCUGACCAUGUCCUGUGUAUCAAACACAUGUCUGGUACGACAGAUGAUUUGGUAUUUGCCGGUCUGGCCAAUGGUUUGAUAGCCGUGUUCCCAGUGUCCGAUAUCAUAGAGGAGAAAAACGCUGUGCCAAUGUGUCUGCAUGUUGGUGACCUGCGUGAGCCGGUCCGCUGUAUGGAGGUACAAGCCCACAAGCGGCUAUUGUACGCCUCGUGUGGAUCAAAGAUCACAGUGUUUAGUACACGCCUGAGCAUAGCUCUGGAGCUGACUUUUGAAACACUUAUUCCGAGUAAGAGUCCUAGCCCGCCAGUAUACACCAUGGCCCUGGGUACAUCCCUUCUACUGUCUCACAUGGGACAGCCACAUGUCCAGAUGUGGGAGGUGGGACGCCUGAGAGGUCCCGGCAUGCCACCUAAACUCCGGCACACUUUUAACAUUGCUAACAUGUUUGAACUGCCAGCCAAGCAGGCUCGUGUGACCUCUCUGACCCUGGUACCGGACAACGGCAUGGCUUGGGUCGGGACCGGUGGAGGACAUGUGGCACUCAUUGACCUCAAGUCUAUGAUAGGUGUGUCCAUCACACAUAAAUACUCGGGCGCCAUCAGGAGUCUUGUUUACCUCCGUGCAAAAGGAGAUUUCAAGUGCUCAGCAGUUAUCAGUGGAGGUUUAGGGUUCAUUGCUAGUCCAGGAGGUCAAGGGGUCAAAGAUAAAGAGUACAGCUGUUUGGCUGUGUGGGACCCUAACUAUGAUCAGACACUCCGACUUUUCCAGAAGUAUUUGGAGCUGAGGAAAGAAAAAGAAAGGGAACAGACAAAAAACUCCAUCAAAGUCACCUGAUCUCAAUUCAAAGGUGCUAACAUGCAUAAAGGUUUUAUAUGAACAGGCAGAAAAUCAAUGUUUACUUAAAAAGACUAAGUUUUCUUGAACUUCAUGUUAAAUAUUAUUACACACAGAGAAUAAGAACUUAUAUAUUGAAUGUAUAUGUUUAAAUUUCAUUUAAUCAAUUUCGUUUUCUGUUUACGUGAUUUCGUCCCCUGAUCUUUACGUAAUUAUCUCCCCUGAUGUUUACGUGAUUAUGUCCCUUGAUCUUUACGUAAUUGUCUCCAAUGAUGUUUACGUGAUUUCGUCCCCUGAUCUUUACGUAAUUGUCUCCAAUGAUGUUUACGUGAUUAUGUCCCUUGAUCUUUACGUGAAUAUGUCCCCUAAUCUUUACAUGAUUAUGUCCCCUGAUCUUUAAGUGAUUAUCUCCCCUGAUCUUUACAUGAUUAUCACCCCCGAUUUUUACAUGAUUAUCUCCCCUGAUGUUUACAUUAUUAUGUCCACUAUACUUUACGAGAUUAUCUCCCCUGAUUUUUACGUGAUUAUGUCCCCUAAUCUUUACAUGAUUAUGUCUGCUAUACUUUACGUGAUUAUCUUCCCUGCUCUGUACCUGAUUAUCUCUCCUGAUCUUAAUAUGAUUUUGUCUUCUGAUCUUAAUGUGAUUUUGUCUCCUGAUCUUAACUAGAUGAUGUCCCCUGAUCUUUACGUGAUUAUCUCCCUUGCUUUUUAUGUGAUUAUGUCCCCUGGACUUGGCAUUAUUAUUCUCUUUCAUCAUUACAUGGUUGUGUCCCAUUGUAUUUACAUAGUUGUGUCCCCUGAUAUGGUUGCCUCUGCUGAUUUUACAUGAUUAUUUCCAAUAAUCCUAACCAAAGUAUUAACAAAUUUAAAAAAAUGUUUUAUCAAUGUGGUGCUAUUAAGAAUACAUAUCAAUAUGAUUUACAUGUCUGGCUGUUACUGAGAUACAGGUAUGUUGUUUAACAAUCAUACAUUAAAGUAUAAAUAUAUAGCUAUUAUUUAGGUUAUAUGUAUCGUGCAAUGUAGAAUAUCUGGGAGAGCAGGAUAUACUUGUAUUUAACAUAUAAUUCAACUGAGUGAUGUAAUAAAAACCUUUGGAGUGUUUAACCAUGCUGGUUAUGAUAUAAUAAUGACUGUAAGGUACUGCAUUCAUUUGUGCAUUGAUACAUUAAGCUUACUUUUAUAUUCAUUUUUUUUAUUUUGCAGAAAUAUUUGUAUUUUUAUGUAUCACAUCAAUUUUAAUGAACAUAAAAAUAUCACAGGUUUCAAAUUAACCUUGCUUGUGUGUUACUAACCUGAUGCAGUUUGAUACAAUGUAAUAUACUGGUAAUAUAAAGUGGUAUUCUAGUCGGAAUAAAGGAUUAUUAGCACUACUGUAAACAUGAAGAUAUGUAAUCUAGAUGCUUCAAGGGGCUUACAGAUGUUUCCCCAAAUAAUUUAUUCAAAUUUUGUGAAACGAACAGUGCCUAUACAUGUUUAACAGUUGCUAAAAUCAGUCUUUUUUUGAUAAGGUUGAAUUUAGAUUAGCUAUCUUAAUAGUUUUAACUUUUAAAAUGUACAUGUAAUUAGAUUAAAAUGUUUAUAAUGAUAUCUAUUCACGGACUGUGACAACAUGAAGCACAGUAAUGUAUUAGAAUGAAUAUUCAACAGCUACAUGCUCUAUCUGUCAUGGACAUAGUGCUGUUCAGGGGAAGAGUUAUGUAUAGAAUGAAUGAUACACCAGAUAUCUGUUAUAGACUUUUAUCACAUAAUGUACUGUGUUAUCCAAUGAAUAUUAACCCAUGUAAUAUGACCUAUCACCCAUGUAAUAUGAC
Molecule: messenger RNA, 9666 nt
Organism: Mizuhopecten yessoensis (Yesso scallop)
Lineage: Eukaryota; Metazoa; Mollusca; Bivalvia; Pectinida; Pectinidae
Product: leucine-rich repeat serine/threonine-protein kinase 2-like
Exons: 52
Coding region: 1544-7855 (2103 amino acids)
Biological process (GO): protein phosphorylation
Molecular function (GO): protein kinase activity; ATP binding; protein binding
Source: RefSeq, a predicted model, not a curated record